Molecule: messenger RNA, 6894 nt
Organism: Mobula hypostoma (lesser devil ray)
Lineage: Eukaryota; Metazoa; Chordata; Chondrichthyes; Myliobatiformes; Myliobatidae
Gene: tex10
Product: testis expressed 10
Exons: 16
Coding region: 297-3062 (921 amino acids)
Cellular component (GO): MLL1 complex; nucleus
Source: RefSeq, a predicted model, not a curated record
GUUGAUCAGAAAAAGGCUCUUUAAAAAAAUACACACACACAACAAAACGCAGCAGCUGAAUUAGGGGGACGGGAGAGCAGUAGUCAGCUACAGCGCACUGAGGCCCGGGACAGGCUUGCGCGGUGCUCUGCGGCUGGAAGUGGCGGUGUUGCAGAUUUACAAGGCCUGGAGUCAAGAAGUAAAUAAUUCAACAGAACUUGUGGAAAUUCGUAUAAAUAUCUAUCAUCGUAGUGUGUUCUUUGGACACCACUUCAAAAGAUUAAAGAUUCAUACAGGUUUGUCAAGAUAGAAGCAAGAUGACUAAGAAACGAAAGCGUCAAGAUGACUUUCAAAAGGUUAAGUUAAAAGUUGGCAAAAGAAAACCAAAAGCAGAUAAUGCAACUGACACGAGCUUCAAGACACGUGCCAUCCAUGUUCCAGAGCAAUUGAAGAGUGUUGCAUCAUUACCAACAAAUUACCGCAAACUUAACAUAAAGGAUCUGUUGACACAGUUACACCACUAUAAUUCUGGAAUUAAACAGAGUGCCCUUAAUGGCCUCAAAGAUCUUGUAUCCCAGCAUCCCUCGAUGAUUGCAUCUUAUCUCUCGAACAUUCUCAGUGAUUUAGCGGCCUUAUUCACAGACAAAGACUCCGCAGUCAGAUCAGCAGCUGUCCAGCUUUUACGUUUUCUUGCUCCGAAAAUUUCCAGUGACCAGAUGGCUCCUUUUUUCCCUUUGGUUAGUGCACACCUCUCCGGUGCAAUGACUCACAUUCUUGAAGGGAUACAGGAAGAUGCCUUGAAGAUAUUGGAUAUUUUAUUAGAACAUUAUCCCGAGCUUCUUACAGACUGUUGCAGCACCCUACUGAAGAACUUUUUGGAACUCAUUUCACAUCAGAGAGUGUCAAAGGAAUUGAAAUCUGGGGGGAAAGCACAUUCUUGGAUGCUGUCUGUCAACCCUAACCGCCGGAUUACUUCUCAGCUUUGGAGGCUUAAUGUACUGAACAGGUUGAGAAAAUUUAUGGAAGCAGUUGUUGAAGGUUCAAACCAGUCAGUGGAAAGCGAAGCUACUUUUGAGAGUGAUGCCAGGGCUGGGUCUGAGCAUGUGACCACAUUGCAAGUCAAUUGGGAGAACUAUGCAGCUGGGCAGCAGCAUAUACAAUUGUAUGAACACUCUGGAUCCCAACCUAUGACAGUGAUUCCAUUUCGGCUGAGACCUUCACAUGAUGCUGAAGAAGGUUUGUCUUCAGUGGAGAAUCUGAAAAGCUUCAUUCAAAUCCUGGUACCUCUUCUGUUGGAGUGUUGGGUGGAAGCUUCCCCUGCUCAACCUGCUGGCCCUUCACCAGGCAGUCUACUUGAACUGGAAGCCAUGCAGCUUAAGCUGCAGGUCCUUAGCAUCAUCCAGCUGUUGUGGAAGUUAAUAAAGCACCAAGAUGAUACUGAGAAACUGGAACUCUGGCUCCGAAAUCACUAUCUUUGUGAUUUUAAAGAUCAUUUCAUCAGGCAUUUUCCUUAUUCUGUGCUGGAGACACCCAGAAACAGAAAGAAAGAUUGGGAUAAAAAGGAUAAACAAGGAGCAACAUUUAUGAACAAUGCAGACCAUUCUCUUGCAUUGAAUCUGGCAUUGUGUCAGGUCAUGGUGUCACUCACCAAUUCUUUAACUGUCCAUCAGGAUUCAGACUGGUUAGAGCAAAUACGAAAAUUUGUGACUGAAAAUUUGUCAGAUGGUAGGAAACUGACCUGCCAACAGCUGAGUGGGAUGCUAAUGCUGGUAUGGAGGCUUGUAUUGAUACAGCACAACAGAGCAGCUACAGAGGAAUUGCUAAGGGCAGUUUACACACAGUACCAGCAACAGGGACUUGCUCUUUCUGUUCGCACCAUGUUGAUCAAUUUCUUUAGCGGUCUUUACCUGAGAGAGAAAACAUCGAAUCUUCAGAUUGCUAGAAGUAAGGUGCUAUCACGUUGGCUGGCUGGAUUGCCACUACAGCUAGCACAACUUGGUUCAAAGAAUCCACUGCUUUCGGCACAACUCAUUGAUGUAAUACAUGUGGCGGCUGCUCGUUCAAGCAAAGACCUACUUCAGAGCCUUCAGAGCAAUGUCUUCAGAUUAUAUGAUCCACAAGAUGGCACUUUGGUGCUCCUUCCAUCUGAAACUCAACAUUGUUUGGUGCAGCUUGUGUAUUUCUUACCACGCAUUUCAUCGGAGUUACUGUCUUGUCUAAGUCGCUGCUGCACCAUGGGAAGGUUAUCCUCUAAGCUUGCCAUUAAUCUAAUCCGAAUACUACACACAAGGUCCUAUUUUGGUGGAUGGGGUCCUUCACUUCCCAACAGUUUAGUUACUGAUGUGGAUUACUUCAGUUUUCUAUUUUCUACAUUGACAGGAUUCUCUGGUGAAGAACUGACUUGGCUUCAGAACAGUGGCACUAAUUCUCAUAUAAGUCAGUCCCAGUUUUCAUCAAUCCGUCUUUAUGUGACUGAUUUAGACCAGUUUGUCCAUCACUGGGAGUUAACUGAGGUAGUAUGCCAAUGCUUAUCAGCAAUACCUUCCAGAAUCCAGUGCUGUGAUAUCUUGCAAAGCGCCAUCUGCAAGCAUUUGGUGGGUAUAAGUCUUCUGCCAGACAGCACAGCAGGGUCAAUCCUAAAAACUGUUGGCCAACUCAUAGAUCCAGCAUUUAUUCCCAAUGAGUCUUUAUUGAAUUUCCUUGUUGGGAGUUGCUACAGCCUCCUUUACUUCAUUCUAACUUUGGAAAGGAAUAACAGAGGAAAUGCGCAGAAAAGAGAACUGCUGUGGGGAUCGUGUCUAACAGCACUGGCCCGCAUUCCACGUUUACUACGACUGUUGCUGCAGAGUCUGCGAGUAAAUGGUACCUGCCAGGGAGAACUUCCUGUUGUUGCACAGAUUCUUCGCCUUCUGCUUCAGCAAACCCAGCUUAGACAACACAUGGUGGCCAACGCAGCAAUGGUGCAGCAGGUCAUACAGGAUAUCACGAACUUCAAGACUGAUGAUUUCCAAGAGCAGUGGUUAACUGAUCUCCAUUACUGCUUCAGAAUCUACCUUGCAGCCAGUUUCCCAGCGACCUAUUAAAGAAUGAAAUCCUGGAAAAUUAAUACCAACUCUUUAAGAAGUGUGUGCAUAAAACCAAAUAUGGGUAUGGGGGAUCUACAUCUCCAUAGUUAGAGAACAAAGUUUAUAGAUAUUCAGAAUAAGCUGACAAUCUUGUUUCUCAUAAUAAAUAAGUAUGUUAUGAAAUCCUUAAUGAUAAGAACUCAAACAUGUCCAAUGGUCAAGGAUCAUGUAAUAUCAAGAGUAAUAUACUCAUUUUGUUGGAUAAUUUCCUAAAAAUUUGCAUAUACUCAGCAUAUUUGCAGGGAAUUUGUGUUUAAAAAUAAUAAUCUUUCAAGGUUGCAGAUGGAUUUCUUAACAUCUGCAGAAUCUUGUGUAAAAGCCUUUCAAGGUUGUAUUCUGUCAAAGUCUUUAAGAUUUAAAUUUGUAUGUGCCAUUUUAUUAAAUUUUCUUAACCAACUACAGCUAUGCCUAAUGCUGUAUAGCUUUGUUCAAAUUGGAUUUUGUCUUCAAAACACAAUUAUAUGGUUAUGAAAAUACUCUAUACUUUGCAUAGCAUUUUUUAAAAUAAAUUUUUCAAUUUCACCCUUAAUUAUGUAUCCUUCCAACUAUUAAGGAAUUACAGUUCAGAGAUUUGUUAGGUUUUGUUUGUAAUCAUUUAUUUUGUUACACUAAUAAACAAUAUGAAUAAAAACUUUUAAAUGUAUAUACAUUUAAUAAAAAUUACAAAAAUAACAUCUGUAAUAUGAGGCAUUUCUGAUUCAAAACCUCGUUUAACUGAAUAAUAACAUGGUUUUCUUCACAUGGUUAAGCACAGAUGGAGCAUACUGGAGCACAAGUCGGGUAAGGUGUGGGUGUGAAAUGUAUUUGUACCAUUUGCGCAAACCAUAAUUGUUUGCUAUUGUGAUCAACUUAGAUUUCCCAAAUUUGAAGUAUAAUGGACUGUUUAUAGUUGGUGCUUGCACACGAAUAGUUCGGGAGAUCUUAUGCAAUAGGAAUAACAAUUCUAUUCUAUCAUAAUUGGCAGUACAUAAUAAAACCACAUUGAAAUUGUACAGCAAAUAUGAGAGCUAGAUAAAUAUGCUUAAAUUUCCAGAUGAUUCUGUUAAGUCAUUUAAAAACAUGUAAACUAAAUGACAUAAGAUUUUAAGUAUAUAGCAUAGAGGAUUUUUUUUUGCCUGAUUUUAAUUCAGACUUACAAAAAAGUUGAAUUUGAAUCGAGCAUAAACAUGUGUGCCAAAGCCAUAACAAUUUUCAGGAGUUAUAUUUCGUAAUAUUCAAUGCUCAAGCUAUUGUAUAGUAUACUUUCGACAGUAUUCAGUCUGAAGCAGGUAUUAAAAGGCAUUUGAGGUGAUGUACUGAACACUAGGUGCUUUGGCUACCUGAAGGGUGAGCUAUUAACAGCUCAUCAAUAAUAUUUCAUAUUUAUUCUUGGUUAUUCUUUUUCUCUGUUGCAUGACUUUGUAAGAAAAUGCUUCAAUUUAUGGAUGGUCUCAAAUAUGUCACUUAAAAAUAAAUUCCACUGAAAAAGCAGAUUGAAUGAGUCUCCAUGGAGAUGCAUAUAGAACAACUAUAGAGGCUACAUUUUAUUUUGACUUUUAUGUUAACUGUUCACUAUUAGGAACUUUAAUUUGCCUGAGCCCUUACAUGACUCGAGUACCUAAUACAUUGAUUGUCUAAGUGGUCUGAAUAAGAACUCUAUCAUUAUAUGCUGCAGUUAUUAUGUAAAAUUCAUUUUAAUUAAUAAUAAAUCCAUUCUAAGAAUUAAAAAACUGAAAAGGAGCUAAAUGGGAGUUCAGCUUUGAAUUGCAGUUGAUCUAUAAUUAAACUGGAAGUAUUAAAAUACUAAAUAUAUAAAGGAGCAUGUGCAGGGAAUGCCUAUAAUUGCUCCUGCAAAGUUAUUUCAGAAGCAUUUAGAAAAUGGAUACUAUCUGAGAUCAUUCUUACAAAACAGAUUGAGGAAGGGAGAUGGAUGCCUUUUCAUACAGGUAGGAAUUGGAGCUGGGGAUCAACAAAAGGAGAAGAGAAAAUGUUUUUGAUCCCAGAACCUAGAUUCCUGAAAUUCUCACUUUAUAAUUAUGUUCCAUGAUUAACAUAGGGUUGGAGAUAGUAUGUUGAAGGGAGAAGUUUAGGUUCAUGGUGCCUAUCUUGAACAGAGUUCUUUCUCAAGAUAUAACAGCGCCCAUGUUCUCAAUAGAACAGUAUACGAAGGGAAGUUGUUGAUUAAAGGGUUUUAAAAAUAAAAAGCAGGUGCUGGAAAUGUGAAAAAAGGUAUUAGAAAUCAAUAGGAGGUCAGGCUGCAUCAGCAAAGCAUUAAUAUUUAAGGUCAACAACAUGGCAAACUUCAUUCGCAUGGAAAACACUGCAUCCAUAAAGAAUUUUUUUUAGCAUUAACAUUUGAAGUGAAAGUGUUGUGAGAUAAGGCCAAAACAGAAGGAUUGAUUGUAGACUCUUACUAUAAGUAAAGAGCUGAAAUAAUCAAGAUUUAUCAUGUCUGCAAGAAGAAAACUACAUAAUUUGUAUAUGAUAUUGUAAUAAAACUGAUCAUCUGUUGUCCAAUUAUUCGGAAGGCUCAACAAUGUGGUAUGUGACUCACAUGGUGAUGUUUCCCACCUUCCCUUUAAGCUCACCAGAAUCUUUCUUCAUGAGCUCACUGGAACUCUCUCUCUCAUGCUCCUUCCAUACCCAGUAGGGUGUCGAAUCCCACACUUCCUUUACACUUGCCUUAGCCCCAUGUCCUGUGCUGCCCAUACACUCACCAGAGUGCCAUUUCCUGCUUUUUCAUCAGCCCACCACUGAAGUCCCAAGUGUGCCGUAUUAACAGUGCUGUAUACCACAUCUGCAGGUGCACAUUUUGAAAGCAGUUAAGUAGGAGUACUACAUAUGUGUUAUGCAAAAGAUCUAUUGCAUUCUGAUCUGAGAAUACAUUAAGAAAAAAAUAUAUAGAUUAUGGCUUCAGGCCAUGUGCUGGAAAAUGGGAAUAUCAUUGAUAGGUAUUUGAUAGCCUACAUGAAUAUAAUGGGCCAAAGGACCUUUUUCUGCUAUGCAACCAAGCAACUGUUUUAACAUGCCUGAGGUGAAAUAUUUUAUAAGGAAAGAUGGGAGAAUACAAAUGAACUGAAAAAAAGCUUUCAAAGGAGUACAUGAGCAAUAAUGUUUAAAAAGGUCAAAUUAUGUUAUUGAAAACUUAGAAAAGCUUUUAAGACAUAUUAUCUUUGGUUUUACAACUAGCAAUUAAAAGUACAAAAACAAAGGUAUUAGUAAAUGCACAAAUAUCUUGUGGCAUAUUUCAGAUGCUGUAAGAUCAAAUUGGAGUUGAAAGGCUUUAGUUGUGAGACUGGGAAAAAAGACUAUUAAAGGCCAGACAGGCAUGCGAUAUCUUGAGGUAGAUAAGAAAAUCUGUUUCUACCGGGUACUGAAUUGAUAUCUAAAGGACCUGCAGCUAGAUUUUCAAAUGAACAAAAGAGCUGGUGAGAUUACUUUUGUAUUUUGACAUUGUUAAAUGUUCUGGAAUGGUCUGCACACAUGGACACAUCUCUGAAAAUGUUUAAAUGGAAUGGGCGAAGAGCAGAGUGGUGGAAACUGGUACAUCCAUCUUUCAGAUCGCUGACAUCUGGCACAAUAGACUGAAUGGCUGCUUUCUGUCACACAGCUUCUAUGGUUUCAGCCAGCUGAUCUCUUAAGAGUUUUAAUUUCCUUUGGUAUAUUCAGUGAUUUUUAUCCUGGAAUGUCCUUAAGAAUGUGUCCCAAAUUUGCUCUUUAAAUCAGCAAGCCUAUGCGUAAGUGUAGGGAUGCUUGUUUCUUCCCUACUUUUUUCCAGGAGUACCCGUACAGUCAUAGGGGCUGAGAUGAG